AUGGACCAAGAGAUAGAUGGAUAUGUUUGUGUAAUUAAUAGAAUAGACGCUGACCCCAUAGAUGUUCUGGUGGACCAGUGGUUGAAUUUCAGUGUGCUACUGUGUUGUGUGCUGGACUCAGAGGGUCGGCCGGUGUCAUGGAUAUUGACCUAUGCUUCCUGUGCGAUGGGAAUGCUGUACACAAUGCCGGAGCACAGACGGAAAGGCUACGCCAAAGACCUGGUCACCACAAUGGCAAAGAAACUGCGUUCAGAGGGCUACCCAGUGUACUGCUUCAUUGAGGAGGAGAACCAGUUGUCCUACAGGCAUAAGCUUUACCUGGUAUCACAACGUUGA
Molecule: messenger RNA, 336 nt
Organism: Ictalurus furcatus (blue catfish)
Lineage: Eukaryota; Metazoa; Chordata; Actinopteri; Siluriformes; Ictaluridae
Product: glycine N-acyltransferase-like protein 3
Exons: 3
Coding region: 1-336 (111 amino acids)
Cellular component (GO): mitochondrion
Molecular function (GO): glycine N-acyltransferase activity
Source: RefSeq, a predicted model, not a curated record